This is a messenger RNA of Anarrhichthys ocellatus (wolf-eel), 2628 nucleotides long. RefSeq names its product glycoprotein endo-alpha-1,2-mannosidase-like protein. Lineage: Eukaryota; Metazoa; Chordata; Actinopteri; Perciformes; Anarhichadidae. The transcript is spliced from 4 exons. Gene Ontology annotation, molecular function: alpha-mannosidase activity. The record is from RefSeq and is a predicted model, not a curated record. Bases 502 to 1836 code for a protein of 444 amino acids.
CAUCCUCUCGACGCCGGUUGUCUUUCCGCGUCCGGUAUCAGGUGGACGGAUCUGCUUCAUGGGCGGGACUCUGCAGCCAGCUGGAGUAAAGCAGCUCAGAGAAUAACAGUUUGCAGAUCAGUGGGUGAAGCGUCUUGAUGGGAACAGCAUCGCGAACAUCCGCCCUGUUACAACCGAAGGGCGAGCACGUUAACGGACUCGGUUCAUUCCCGUUGUACGGAGCAGAAGGAGCGCUUACGGAGGCGAGUUUCCAACACAGGCUACACUUACGCAGCUACGCAGCUCAGCAGAAUGAAAAAAAAGUUAAAGCAGCCAACUGCGUCAAGUAGUCUGCUGCGUCUGCUCUGCAAUCAUGUAGCUACUUUUUUGUAAGCUAUGAAUUCAGAAGAAUGUGCCAUUUGCAGUUGCCUUGCAGGAUACUUUGAAGAGUAUAGUUCGUAGGUUGUGAGGUGAACUCUCGGUUUUUUUUGCGCUCCUGGUCCCGUCACUGCAGCCAAAAACAUGGCACGACUACGCAGGAAAGCGUGCAUAGCUCUGUUUCUCUUUACGCUGUUCGUCUUUGGGACCCUGAUGGGACUGAGGACCCUGAAGCCCAGUGACGGCUUCUCGGAUCUGGCUCCGGGCUUGGAGCUGCUGCCGAUGAUCGCAGGGAAGAUGGACCGGCGCUCGGUGUCCCGUGAUGCCACCGCGUCCCAGGAUCAAGACCGUCCGGCUGGCAGCGACACUAAAGCAGUUUUGUCCAACUCUGGCCCCGAAGGUACCAUCUUUUAUGAUGUUCAUAUAUUUUACUACACCUGGUACGGCAACCCAGACAUGGACGGCAAGUACAUUCAUUGGGACCAUAUCCUGGUUCCACACUGGGACCCCAAAAUCGCGUCCAGCUACCCGAGAGGAAGACACAUGCCGCCUGAGGACAUCGGCUCCAGUUUCUACCCCGAACUUAAUCCGUACAGCUCGAGGGACCCGGACGUGUUGGAUUCCCACAUGGAGCAGAUAGGAGCAUCUGCAGCAGGGGUUCUGGUCCUGUCCUGGUAUCCCCCCGGCUUGGCUGACGACAACGGGGAACCCGCUGAGGAUUUGGUACCAGCUGUGCUGGAUGCUGCAUAUAGACACAACCUCAAGGUUGCAUUUCACAUCCAACCAUACAGAGGACGAAACGACCAGAGUGUGCACGACAACAUCAAGUAUAUUAUUGACAGGUAUGGUGACCAUGGAGCCUUCUACAAGUUCACUUCCAGCACAGGGAAGAGUCUUCCUCUAUUUUACAUCUACGACUCCUACCUGACUCCUCCAGAGUUCUGGUCUGAGUUCCUGACUCCCACCGGCUCCCACAGCGUGCGUGGCUCAGCCUAUGACUCCAUCUUCAUUGCGCUGAUCGUGGAGGAGCGCCACAAGCACGACAUCCUCGCAGGAGGCUUUGAUGGCAUGUACACUUAUUUUGCCUCCAACGGUUUCUCCUUCGGCUCCUCUCACCAGAACUGGAAGACCAUCAAAGCUUUUUGUGACGGCAACAACCUCCUCUUCAUCCCAAGCGUUGGACCUGGUUAUAUCGACACCAGCAUCCGGCCGUGGAACAACCACAACAUGCGCAACAGGGUGAACGGUCGUUACUAUGAGACAGCCCUGCAGGCAGCGCUGAAUGCGAGGCCGGACGUCAUCGCCAUCACAUCAUUUAAUGAAUGGCACGAGGGAACGCAGAUAGAGAGGGCAACGCCCAAAAAAACAGUGACCCGUGUGUACUUGGACUAUCAGCCACACGGACCUGAUCACUACCUGGAGUUGACCCGCCGCUGGGCGGAGCAGUUCAACAAAGAGAAGGAGCAGUGGCUCAUGUGAGCUUUCAUCAAACUGACUUGAAACAGCAUGCUCGAGUGGAAGUGUGUGUGCACAUGAAGGAGAGACAACAAAGGGGGGCGAGGGGGAGUGAAUGUUGAGACUGAUCAGGAUAGAUGCGAGCGCAUAAAGAUGAGCCGAAUGUGAGAGUUUCUGCAAGUGUGUGUGCGUAUUUUUGUGCACACAUGCCGAUCUGCAAGAACAGGACACUGUGUCGUCGGUGUGACUUGUCUCGUUUGAGUUUCUGAGUAAAGCAGCAUUAAAGAAAGGGUUAUUCUGGGGGAAUUUGUUCCAUUGACAGCCCAGAGUCCUAAAAUGUUCGGUCGGCCGUCUCUUGGUCUUUGUUCACUUAAUGUAACUUCAUGAACUGUCUCAAACACACGAAGAAAACCGUCAUCAUGUAGGCUAAGGGCCUCCUUCCCUCUCUGUGGUUAAAUAAUAGAAUUGAUGACAAUAGCCACUUCUACGGUUUCACUUUCAUACACUAACGGUGACUUCCCCUUUGUUUGAAAACGCAUGACAUACUGCAUACUGAAUCUGUAUGCACUGCAUACUGCCUAUUAAAUUAACCAUUUAGUAUGCCAUUACCAGCACACUGUUCACACUGAAGUAUACCCAAGCAAUACAUCUUCUCUGCAUCACAUGACUGUAUCGAUGACAACGUUAAUGGUCCGCGCUACCAUUGAAUGCAAAUUGUUUAUCACAAAUUUUAAAUCAGCAUUACCUCUACCACUCAAUUUAAUAUGUUCCUGUAUUAUUUUAAGGCAAAUUAAAAUUAAUAAAUAUUUUUAAAAG